AUGAGCAAGUUUGGGCUGCAAAAGCUGGUGCCUCUGAUUAGAGCUGAUGAAGAAAAGGACGGGAAGGUAUACGACCAUUCUAUGACGAUCGGUACGGAUUUGUCGUCGAUGCUGCAUUCCCUCGGUAUACCUAGGGACUCUAAGCACCAUAGGGUGCUCGACACAUUCCAGAGUCCAUGGGCCGAGACGUCACGGAGCGAGGUCGAGCCAAAGUACUAUAUACCGGAGUCCUUCAAGAACAUACCGGAUGUGCUACAAUCUAAGACCACCCCACCAACGUUUGAUGAUGUGCAGACUGACCAGCAGAGAGUGGCGCUUUUCCAAGAUGAGACGCUGUUCUAUUUAUUCUAUAAGCACCCAGGCACUGUGAUUCAGGAAUUGACAUACUUGGAGUUGAGGAAACGCAACUGGAGAUAUCACAAGGGCCUGAAAGCAUGGCUCACAAAGGACCCCAUGAUGGAACCCGUAGUGGCCGCCGACGGUCUAAGUGAAAGAGGUUCAUAUGUUUUCUUUGAUCCACAAAGAUGGGAGAAGUGCCAACGAGACUUCCCAUUGUUCUAUAGCGCAAUCAUGUAA
Messenger RNA from Nakaseomyces glabratus, 576 nucleotides. RefSeq names its product CCR4-NOT core subunit CDC36 (gene CDC36). Gene Ontology annotation, biological process: regulation of DNA-templated transcription; nuclear-transcribed mRNA poly(A) tail shortening. Gene Ontology annotation, cellular component: P-body; CCR4-NOT core complex. NCBI's taxonomy places the organism in Eukaryota, Fungi, Ascomycota, Saccharomycetes, Saccharomycetales, Saccharomycetaceae. The record is from RefSeq and is a predicted model, not a curated record.